Messenger RNA from Carassius gibelio (silver crucian carp), 3096 nucleotides. RefSeq names its product zinc finger protein 385D. Gene Ontology annotation, cellular component: nucleus. The record is from RefSeq and is a predicted model, not a curated record. The transcript is spliced from 8 exons. Gene Ontology annotation, molecular function: zinc ion binding; nucleic acid binding. Lineage: Eukaryota; Metazoa; Chordata; Actinopteri; Cypriniformes; Cyprinidae. The coding region runs from base 352 to 1572 and encodes 406 amino acids.
GAGCAGUGUUUGAGGAACACUCAAACAGAACAAAUGAGCAGCCGCAGCUCGACUCCUGCAAGAGACGCAGAUAUCGGCACGCUGGAGAGAGCUGCUUCACCAGGAGUCAGAUUAGUGUUGGGGAGGAUCACCGGACUCUGAGGCACAGCGGAGGACAGAGGUGCAAGAGCAAGACUGAGAGUUCCUCUGAAGUGGGAUCUCAGUUCACACACACAGAGACAGAAAGAAAACUAGCGAGGUAUUUUUGCAGUCCUCGUGGUCGUGGUUCCCCACAUGCACAGAUGAGAUCAUGGAUUCACUCUUGACGGCAGUGGUGCGUGGGGACGCCAUGGAUCUGGACGCCUGACGACCAUGGAGAGCAUGUUUAUUGGUAACGCGUGUCAGAGCGGACUGGUGCCAGCACUGGUUCGAGCUCCUCUGCCCACUGUGCCACCCUCCUUGGGCAUGAAGCACUUCCUUCCCUUCCCUCUGGACAGCGGCUCCAUGCUCCGCCUCAUUCCCAGCUUCAGAAACAUGGACCCCGUUCAGAAAGCUGUUUUGCAUCACACACUCAGCGCUCCAGCCUCCUCUAAAAGAAAAGCGGUCUCAUGCGGUGUAUGCCAGCUGAGGUUUAACUCACAGAGCCAGGCAUUGGCCCACUACAAAGGCACCAAACAUGCCAAGAAGAUGAAAUCCAUGGACGCUCCGAAAUGCCUCAAACACAAGAGCUCUCUGGUCACCAAGGAAAAUACCAACAAGGAGCCAUCUAAUAGCCUCUCUCCCUCCACAGCAUCCAGCAACUCUGACAGACAAGGUGGGAGUCAUGGAGUGCCUGUGACCCCUUCAUCCCCCUCUUCUGCCCCAGUGUUCGGCUCCGGGGUGGAGCCCACAGAGCCAGAGUCUACCUCAGCAUCAGGAGGAGAGGACGGCCGCUCCAUCACCCCCAUCCCGCCUGAACCAGAAGAGAACGACCCCGCCGUCAGUCCAGAGACGGAGGAUGAGAAAGCACUGCGUCUGCUCUACUGCUCCCUCUGUAAGGUGGCCGUCAACUCUGUGUCACAGCUGGACGCACAUAAUACCGGCACCAAACACAAAACCAUGCUGGAGGCUCGGAGUGGGAUCGGCUCCAUCAAAUCGUUCCCCAGGCCCGGGCUGAAGAGCAAGCUGACCGCCCCCACUAAAGCAGACACGGGCCUGCAGAACAAGACAUUCCACUGUGAAACCUGCGACGUGCACGUCAAUUCAGAGACGCAGCUCAAGCAGCAUAUCAGCAGCAGACGCCAUAAAGACAGAGCUGCGGGGAAACCAGCCAAACCCAAGUACAGUCCUUACACCAAAACCCAAAGAGGAGCCACCAAACAGACACAGGUGAAGAUGCCAGUCGGUAAAGACCUGUGUCAGACAACCAGGAUAAUGCCGCCUCACCUGGCUGCCGUCGCUGCUGCUGCCGCUGCCAUUAGCUCCGCCUUCCCUCUGCGUGCCUGCCAUAGCCCCGCCCUCUUUCAGACUCAGUCCCUCCCCACCGCGCUGCUCCGCCCUACACCGGGGCCAAUCAGGACUGCUCACACGCAUGUACUGUUUGCCCCCUAUUGACCCUUGAACUAUGACCUCUGGCGGAUCGGACCAUUAACCCCUUCAUCUCCUCACACUGGGCAUGCACCCCGGAUCAAAUGAGCGAUACUGCAAUAAUUUAAAAAUGAAACAUGAACCAGGUAACUAUGCAUCGUCAUUUAUAUGUGACACACUGACGUUAAGCUAUAAAUGUAUCAGUGGAGAUAUGAUUUUAGUUUUUUUUCUGUACGGAAACAAUGAUUCAUCAUCAUCAUCAUCAUCGCUUAGAGUACAAGACUGAUUUGUAAAUUAAAGGUGAGUUUGUGAACACAGAGAUGUUAAUAAUGGAGAAAAUGGAAAGUUGUAUUUCUCUGCUGUUUUGCACUUUAAGUCUUUCUGUUGUUGAUUUCUAGAUGAAUAGAUCCCUUCCUGUUUCCAGCUGUUGGUGUAACCAGGUCAGCAGUGCUUCAUUUGUCAAUGGACCCGUUUCACAUUACUGCGGUUCUCAGAAGCUGAAUUCAUCAGAAACUUCUAUAGUCGUGAAUGGAAACUACAACAAAUAUCAUUUUUGCAUUCCCAUUUGCGUCAACAGAAGAAGAAACAAAACCAGUGUAGCAUUUCUAUGACUACACAAAAGAGAAAGAAAUAUCCAUCAUCAUAAUCUCAUAUAACAAAAUAAUAUAUCAGAUAUCUACGUAAUCAGUUGUGUUGGUCAUAAGAGAGAAAUGUAAAAAUUGCCACCACUCCCUCAAAAAAAUUACUUUCACUUUUUGCUAUUUUAUUUGACAAAAUUAAGAAUUUAAUGAUUAUUAUUUCUUCUAAAUUAAUUAAAAUUUGCCAUAACUUCUUACAAAAAAAUUACUUUGUAGCAGUUUUUACUCGGAAAUUGCUAGCAAUUUCACAAAUAAAGAAAUGGCAAUUAAUACAUUGAAUUAAAUGUGAAACUUAUAAAUGUCAAUGAAAAUAUUACAAAUUUUACAGCAUAAAAUGUGGAAAUGCAUCUGUGAGAAGGGUCAUUAAGAUCUCAUGGAAUCAGUUAAGACAUUUUCUAUAUAAUAACUUGAACUGUAAGUGUCAUGUGACUAAUCACGCUCGAGCAGAAACAUUGUCAACUUAAUUCUGAUUGGCUGCUGACCUUAAAGACCGUCCAUAAAAUGGUCAAUAAUUGCAAUCCAAUUCCAGAUCCAGCUUUUCUGAUACAAAUGAAGCCCUGUUUAUACCUGUGUGUGUGUGUGUGUGUGUGUGUGUGUGUGUGGGUGUGUGUCUACAGCAGAACUUGGGGGAAGAUAAGUGUGAUUUCCAAAAUAAAAUGCUGCUGAUUCAUGACAAAGCAAGGUUAAAAAAUAUAGUGGGAUGUUUGCUAAACAGAUGAAUAUGUAAAUGUGCAGGAGUGUGUUCGAGUGUGUGUAUAGGGUGUUAGUGAGUUAGUAGGCUUUUCACCUGAAGUUGUCCCUGGAAACAUCUCAUGAAUGUUACAUGAGCUACUAAGGCCACAAAGCGUGUCUCUUCUUGCAAUGUGAAAACCGAUAAACAUUCAUUUUCAAAUAAAGAUACCUGCUUUAUUAU